AUGACGCCAACCGGAGCCACUGCCGCUCUCGUGCUAGCAGUACUCACCCUAGCACACCAUGCCUCACUCGCCGCCGCCGGCGGCCCCAGGGUCAUCAUCGUCGGCGCCGGCAUGUCAGGGAUCUCUGCGGGGAAGCGGCUGUCGGAGGCCGGGAUAACGGACCUGGUGAUCCUGGAGGCGACGGACCACGUCGGCGGGAGGAUGCACAAGCGGGACUUCGGCGGCAUCAGCGUGGAGAUGGGCGCCAACUGGGUGGAGGGCGUCAACGGCGGCAAGAUGAACCCCAUCUGGCCCAUCGUCAACUCCACGCUCAAGCUCACCAACUUCCGCUCCGACUUCGACGACCUUGCCAGCAACGUCUACAGGGAGAAAGGUGGUGUCUACAAAAAAGCGUACGUGCAGAAGAGAAUUGACCUGUCGGACAAGGUGCAAGAGGGCGGCGAGGAACACUCUGCCAAGCUGCAUCUCAGCGGCCAGGAUGACAUGUCAAUCCUCGCCAUGCAACGCCUCAACGACCACCUUCCCAACGGGCCGUCGGCGGCAGUGGACAUGAUCCUGGACUACUUCAAGUACGACUACGAGUUCGCCGAACCGCCACGCGUGACCAGCCUGCAAAACACCAUCCCUCUCGCCACCUUCAACGACUUCGGCGACGAUGUUUACUUCGUCGCCGACCAGCGCGGCUAUGAGGCCGUCGUCUACCACCUCGCUGGCCAGUACCUCAAGGCCGACAAGUCCGGUGGCAUCGUGGUGCGAGAGAUCUCUUACUCCGGAAGCGGCGUAAGAGUGGAGACGGAGGACAACAAGGUGUAUAAGGCAGACUAUGUCAUGGUCUCAACGAGCUUGGGGGUCUUGCAAUCAGAUCUCAUAAAAUUUGAGCCACAACUUCCUCCAUAUUCUGACCUUGAUUUUCCAUGUGUACUGAAUAUGUAUGUACAUAAGACAUGGAAGGUUCUGUCGAUCUACCAAUUUGACAUGGCUGUGUACACCAAGAUCUUUGUCAAAUUCCCCAAGAAGUUCUGGCCCGAAGGCAAAGGCAGAGAGUUCUUCCUCUACGCGAGCAGCAGGAGAGGCUACUAUGGAGUAUGGCAGGAGUUUGAGGCGCAGUAUCCAGACGCCAAUGUCCUCUUGGUCACCGUCACCAACGAGGAGUCGAGGCGGAUCGAGCAGCAGUCAGACAACCAGACCAAGGCGGAGAUCAUGGAGGUGUUGAGGAGCAUGUUCCCCGAUGAGGAUGUCCCUGACGCGACAGACAUCCUCGUGCCACGGUGGUGGUCCGAUAGGUUCUACAUGGGCACCUUCUCCAACUGGCCCAUCGGCGUCAACCGCUACGAAUACGACCAGCUCAGGGCACCGGUCGGCAGGGUUUACUUCACCGGGGAGCACACCAACGAGCACUACAAUGGCCAUGUCCAUGGAGCUUAUCUUUCAGGUAUUGAUUCGGCGGACAUUCUAAUCAACUGUGCUCAGAAGAGUAUGUGCAAAUACCACGUCCAGGGCAAGUAUGACUAA
Triticum turgidum subsp. durum (durum wheat) is the source of this 1512-nucleotide messenger RNA. The record is from the annotation of a GenBank genome assembly. Lineage: Eukaryota; Viridiplantae; Streptophyta; Magnoliopsida; Poales; Poaceae.